Fragaria vesca subsp. vesca is the source of this 459-nucleotide messenger RNA. RefSeq names its product fruit bromelain-like. The coding region runs from base 1 to 459 and encodes 152 amino acids. Lineage: Eukaryota; Viridiplantae; Streptophyta; Magnoliopsida; Rosales; Rosaceae. Gene Ontology annotation, molecular function: cysteine-type endopeptidase activity. The record is from RefSeq and is a predicted model, not a curated record. Gene Ontology annotation, cellular component: lysosome. The transcript is spliced from 2 exons.
AUGACUUUCAUACUCAGAAGCUCAACAAUUCUACUGCAAGUGCUUCUAAUCUUUGGAAUUUGGGCUUCUCAAGCCUACUGCCGCACAUUUCCUGAUGCUGAUGUCAAUGUAAUGGUGAAGAGACAUGACCAGUGGAUGGCCAGUCAUGGACGCGCCUACAAAGACCAUGCAGAGAAGAAGAAGCGUUUCAAGAUAUUCAAGGACAAUGUGAAGUUCAUAGAAUCUUUCAACAUUGGUGGAAAUCAGCCUUACAGUCUAAGGAUCAAUGAAUUCGCAGACCUGACUAAUGAAGAAUUUCUGGCCUUGCGCAAUGGAUACAAUUUUCAGUCUUCAAAUCUCAUGUCAUCAUCUAAAGCAUCAUUUAAAUAUUAUAAUGUGACUGCAGUCCCAUCUAGUAUGGAUUGGAGGAAGAAGGGAGCCGUCACCCCUGUCAGAGACCAGGGUAAUUGUGAGAUAUAA